AAGUCCGACUCGUUCGCGAGCGUCACAUCACUACUGGAGAGCCCAAAACACCGAGGACCGAGGGCGGCGGCAGUACUCCUCCUCAUUCACUUUAUCACCGAGACACUCCUCUAGAAGCAUCGCACUAAUUAAACCCUAAAGACACAAGUGAUCGGAGACUUCGUCCCUCUGCGUCCAGUGCUUCUCCAGUAGUUGUGCCGUCCGGGUGAUGUCAGCUGCCUGUCUCGCGCGCCUGGCAAGAUGCAGUGGUCCUCAUGUGGGUCGCAGCGGUCUUCUCCAGAUGGGCCUAGUCCCGCUCCCAGUCCAGCACGACAGCCACCUCCAGUCCACGGUCUCCCGCAGACAUCUUCACAGCCCUUCGGGUCAGCAAUACAGCAGCACGCGCUUUGAUCCGGACAGCAGCGGCCGCCCAACCACUUGGGAUUCAUUUGGCAUCUGGGACAAUCGAAUCGAUGAGCCCAUCCUGCUGCCCUCCAGCAUUCGUUAUGGAAAACCCAUUCCCAAAGUUAGCUUAUCGAAAGUAGGCUGCGCUUCGCUCAUUGGACAACGCAAGGAAAAUGAAGACCGCUUCCAGGUCUCACAAAUGACUGACGACAUCCUCUACUUUGCUGUGUUUGACGGACAUGGCGGAUCAGAGGCAGCUGACUAUUGUGAAAAGUACAUGGAGAAAUACAUUGUGGAUCUUGUGGCAAAUGAGAACAAUCUGGAGCGAGUUUUGACGAAAGCUUUCCUUGAAGUAGACAAAGCUUUUGCGAGGCACUUACACUUCUGUCCAAACGUACCUGGGAUGAACGUAGGAACCACCGCCACCGUGGCCCUGCUGAGGGACGGUAUCGAGCUGGUGGUUGCCAGUGUGGGUGACAGUCGCGCCAUGUUGUGCCGCAAGGGCAAGGCCCUUAAACUCACUGACGACCACACUCCUGAGAGGAAGGACGAGAAAGAGAGGAUAAAGAAGAGCGGGGGUUUUAUCACCUGGAACAGUCUGGGACAACCAAACGUAAACGGCAGGUUGGCAAUGACGCGCAGCAUCGGAGACUUUGACCUGAAGAACAUGGGAGUCACAGCCGAGCCGGAGACCAAAAGAGUAUCGUUGCACCAUGCCCACGACUCGUUCCUGGCACUGACCACAGAUGGCGUUAACUUCAUUAUGAACAGCCAGGAGAUCUGCAAUGUCAUCAACCAGUGUCACGACCCCAAAGAGGCAGCUCAGAGAAUAUCGGACCAGGCUCUUCAGUACGGUUCGGAGGACAACAGUACAAUCAUUGUGGUGCCGUUUGGCGCUUGGGGAAAGCACGUGACUUCGGACACAAGCUUCUCGUUCAGCAGAAGUUUCGUGUCCAGCGGUCGCUGGGCGUAGUCAGCGGGACGUCAGGGUCCACGGAGCGGUCUGUGAACUGAAAACAAUGUGUGCAAUACAGCUGGCGCCCGUGAAUAUACACUUUAAGGAGUGCAGUUUGCCCAAACAAUGACACCUAAUGGCUACAACAUGUUAUAUAGAGAAGCAUGAUAUUCAUGAACCUCUGAAGUGAGAGGCUGUGAAUUCAUGACGUGCACUAAAUUAACUACUCCAUCUUUAUACACAGUUUUAUCCACUAGCAAGCCAAUGGCCUUUUAGGUGCUAAAUUCUGAGAAGAGUGUGAAUAGCAGACAUGACCUCAAGCUUGGUAAAUAUGUAGCCUGCUCAUCAGUAAGUCAGGCCAGUCGUCCUGAGUGGCUCACAUAUUAUUUUUUUAUUGCUUUAGCUGUUAACGCUGCCCAAAGUUGCACAUUUUAUUUUUAAGAUGGAUAAGUUGGUGACAUUUGUGCGCCUGGAUUUCAGCAGUUUUGGGUCAGCAGGUUUUACUGUAAUUUUGGACCAUUUCUCCAUGUUGAUGACAGGAAUACAUUUAUAGAACGGAUGACAACUCAACUGUAAUGAUUUGUCAAAUCAUUUGAGCGUUUUCAACCCUUGUAUGAACACACGGAUUCUAGGAAAUGUACUGUAUCAAACCUCUCAUGUCCUGAAACAACUUAAUUUCUUUUUUUGACAAAAAUAACUCACUGAUUUAUUUGUCAUUACAAAAAAUUAAGCACCACUGAAGAGCACGGAUGUCGAUUUGCACAAUCCUGAGGAUUUGAGACGAUAUAAGGAAACUGGCGAUCCAGUGGACGUGUAAAUAAAGCUGUUCAUAUGAAGAGCGUUUCAGUGGCUGGACAUGGCAUUUGAGCAUUAAUAUCUGUACUGACUCAAAGCCAGUCAUGUUGUUAUGGCACAAGGAUGUGUUCAGGGUACAGAAAUGUACAGUUUAUGUUUUGUAAAUAAUUAUAUUUAUGUACAUCUGGAGGAAAACUGAUAGUUCUCUUGUUACAUUUGCUUAAUAUUUCAGCUAAAUCACUUACAUUGGUUCACAUGUGCAGGAACUUUGCAUUGGUGUUUGUGUUGUGUGAAGCUACUUCAUCUUGAUUAUAAUACAGUAACUCCUGACUUCCACCAUUUGUGUUUGACUCAGACAGAACAAAGCACACUUAAUGCAACAGUUUAUAGUUGUUCUGCUAAGAGCCAUGUAUGACAAUGUGAAUGUUUGCUAAAUAUCCCUCCAUGACUAAAGGAUACAAUCAAACCCUGUUUGUUAUAGGAGAAACUAAGCUGUAUAAGUUGUUGUCGCACACUUAAUGUGAGUAAACACAUUUACCAAUGUAAGGCAGACUCAAACCAGUAGACUUGAUCAUUUUUGUUCACUGUUGAUAUUCUCAUUUGUUCUGUGGUUAACGCUAAACGCAGCACUUCGUAUUUAUCAGCGUUAUUUUAUCUGUGAAAUUUGCAAAAGUUACGUCGCUGUCGGCUUUUGUAGAUGUACUGUUUUUCUUCCACGUUCAGAACUUGUUUUAGUUUAAGGACAUUGUCUUAAUGCAUAACAGCUUCUCCCUCACAGCUGUCGUCUUCCGUUUUGUUUCUCUGUGUUUUCAAUAUUAUCCUGUACUUUGUUUCACUGCCUUUCAAAUAUAAUCACUGAAGCGUGAAUAUAUAUCUGGGACCUUGAUGUGACUGUUUUAACAACUCAGUGCUGUAUUUUUGGUCUAAAUGGUUUGUGACACUUAAAUUAAAAAAAAAUAUACACCAAA
This is a messenger RNA of Mugil cephalus (flathead mullet), 3102 nucleotides long. RefSeq names its product protein phosphatase, Mg2+/Mn2+ dependent 1Kb (gene ppm1kb). The coding region runs from base 209 to 1357 and encodes 382 amino acids. Gene Ontology annotation, biological process: protein dephosphorylation. NCBI's taxonomy places the organism in Eukaryota, Metazoa, Chordata, Actinopteri, Mugiliformes, Mugilidae. The transcript has 7 exons. Gene Ontology annotation, molecular function: protein serine/threonine phosphatase activity; cation binding. The record is from RefSeq and is a predicted model, not a curated record.